UUUGAGCCAGACUGACGCACACUCCUAAAAUGACAAAGCAUGCAGUGAAAAGCAUCCCACACUCACUGCAGUGUGCGUAACGACCGAGGGAGUGUUAGGAACCAAGUGUUUGGGUAAAACACGCUACUUCGAUGAGCGACAAACGAGAGAAGGGCCUGAAACACAGUGAGCCCAUCGGACUAUGCCUACCCCAACUCGGGAGGAAAGCAAAGCUGAGACCGGACAGGUACAGGACCUCCACGACCGGGACAGAGGGACAGGCAGCCGGCUUGUGUGUGCUCUGGAGAUGGAGAUGACGAACCGCAGCCUGCAUGGAGACUCCAAUUGUGUCAAAUGCGAUGGUUUGAUGAACCGAAAUGGAGGAGAUACUGCAGAAGUAUCCGUUCCUCUGUCCCUUCCCGGGAAGAGGGCAGCUUACACGGCCGGAGACGAGCUCCACAGACUGAGAGACAGAAAGUUUUUACUGGAGGAUAGAAAGCGUCUUUGCUCGUUUUCUUUGGCGACUGCUCUGCUCGGGAUCCUGCUCAUGAUCAUCCACUCUGAGAUCUGUCCCUUCGUUUAUAAACCGGGCUCAAACAUUGCCUUAAUCAUCAACUGUUCCAUCAGCCUGUCAACUGGGUGUCUCCUGAUCUUCAUCAUAGCUUUCCAUUAUAAGGACAUCAGGCUGUUUGUCAUUGACCACAAACAGGUGGACUGGCGUAUUGCCAUGAGCAGCCACAGGGUUAUUGUGAUCACUCUGGAGCUGCUGGUCUGUGUCAUCCAUCCAGUUGGCGCAUACUGGGAUGUUGGCAUCCAUGCCAACUCCUCUUCCUCAGAUCCGCUCUGUAUUUCCAACCACUCCGGCAAGGCCCUGAUGGACCUGGAGCUACUGUUAUCUGUGCUGAUGUUCCUCCGCUUGUACCUGGUGCACAGAGCCAUCCUGCUGCACAGCAAAGUGCUGCUGAGCGCCUCCUACAGGAGCAUCGGCUCGCUCAACAACAUCAACUUCAGCUUUCGCUUUGUACUCAAGAUACUGAUGAACAAAUACCCGGCACGCACGCUGCUGGUCUUCAUCCUCUUCUUCUGGCUUACUGCGUCCUGGAUGCUUACUCUGUGUGAGAGGCAGACCCGAGAAACGACAGGCAACAUAGACACGGCAAUGUGGCUCAUAGCCAUCACCUUCCUCACUGUGGGCUAUGGUGACGUGGCGCCCAACACCAGCUGUGGCAAAGCGGUGUGUCUCUUCACUGGAGUCAUGGGUGUAGCCUGCACUGCCAUGCUGGUGGCAGUCGUUACCAAGAUGCUGGCGUUGAACAAAGGGGAGAAACAUGUGCACUUCUUCAUGCUGGACAUCCAGAUCUCUAAAAGGAUCCGGCACGCUGCUGCUAAUGUGCUAAGAGAAUGCUGGCUUCUGCACCGUACUAACCUGACAAAGGGCAACCGCGGUGAGCACCGAAGACACCAGAGAUGCCUUCUGGAAGCCAUCAGAGUAUUUCGGCAUUUACGCCUCAAACAGAAAAAGCUGAGAGACUACGUCAGUGAGAUGGUGGACCUCCCUAAGAUGCAGAUGAUAAUGUGCGACCUCAGUGCCAAUUGGAAUAACUCGUAUCGGGAGCUGGAGCAGCGAAUCCUCUCCAUGGAGCAAAGGUUGGACGAGCUGAGUCGCUGCUUCCAACAAACCUCUGAGCUACUCUCCCAGGUCCUACGUCACCGCAACUCAGAGAUCAGGUGACAUGGUUACUGAGACAGAUAAUUGUCUUCAGUUUUUUGAUCUACAGUAUCCAUGAGAGUGGGUCAGUAAAUCGUCUCGAUCCG
Molecule: messenger RNA, 1794 nt
Organism: Anoplopoma fimbria (sablefish)
Lineage: Eukaryota; Metazoa; Chordata; Actinopteri; Perciformes; Anoplopomatidae
Gene: kcnn4
Product: potassium intermediate/small conductance calcium-activated channel, subfamily N, member 4
Exons: 9
Coding region: 182-1711 (509 amino acids)
Biological process (GO): potassium ion transmembrane transport
Cellular component (GO): plasma membrane; neuronal cell body; neuron projection
Molecular function (GO): small conductance calcium-activated potassium channel activity; calmodulin binding; intermediate conductance calcium-activated potassium channel activity
Source: RefSeq, a predicted model, not a curated record